This is a messenger RNA of Polypterus senegalus (gray bichir), 1579 nucleotides long. RefSeq names its product ribonuclease inhibitor-like. The transcript is spliced from 4 exons. Bases 138 to 491 code for a protein of 117 amino acids. Lineage: Eukaryota; Metazoa; Chordata; Cladistia; Polypteriformes; Polypteridae. Gene Ontology annotation, molecular function: protein binding. The record is from RefSeq and is a predicted model, not a curated record.
UAAGGAGUAAAAACUGCAAAUUAGAGAAACUUAACCUGUCUGAUUGUCGUCUCACCUCCAGAUCUUGCUCAGCUCUUUCCUUAGCUCUUUCUUCUCCACACUCACUACUGACUGAACUGACCCUGAGGGACAACAACAUGGAGGAUUCAGGAGUGGAUCAGCUGUGUGAGGGGCUGAGGAGUGAAAACUGCAAAUUAGAGAAACUGAACCUGUCUUUUUGUGGUCUCACCUCCAGAUGUUCCGCAUCUCUCUCCUCAGUCCUCUCUUCUCCACACUCACAGCUGACUGAACUGGACCUGAGCAAAAACAAACUGGGAGAUUCAGGAGCUCAUCAGCUGUGUAAGGGUCUGCUGACCCCAAACUGUAAAUUAAGGACACUGAAGCUGUGGCGUAAUGAGAUCAGUGAGAGUGAGAAGAAGAACCUGAGGUCACUACAAGAGGAGCUGAACAGGACUGGACGGCAGGUGGAUAUCCACACAGAAGAAGACUGAACACGCUGAACCCCUGUGACGGUGCCCCCUGUCCAUUCCCUCUAAAUUCUUCUCUUUAUUCUUUUAUAAUCUCCUCAGCUCUCCUCCACAUUUAAUAAACUAUCCAUGUCCUUCUCAGCCUGUGUUCUUCUUCUUUAAACUCACUUGUGCUUCUUCACCCUGUCAUGCUGAACUUGUCACUAAACUCCACAAGUUCAGACAAGAAACCGGCCAAAGGACCACAUUGUCAUCUGAAACCAGGGGGGGCCACAAGGCCCACCGAGGGGAGCAUCAGGAGCAAACAUGGGUGGACAGUCCAGUUGUAGGGUGAUGGAGAGUGACGCUAAUCCUGGCAUUGGUGACAAAUUCUGGACAGGCACCGGGCCAUCACAGGUCAAGCUGAUGGUCCUCUGAGCAGAACUCUCAUAAACCUACUGCUCCACAACAUUAUGUUGUGUUGUUUGAACCCGUGGCUGCUCCACUCCAUGUUCACUACCUCAUUUGCACACAAUUCAUGUCAUCUUCUGUUUGUGACUGAACAGACUCUACCAUGUGCUGAUUUGGAGUUCACACACAAAAGGCUCAGGUCUCUUUGUCUUCUUUGUCAUUCCCUAAUUGUGACCUUGCUGUCACUUCCAUUCAUGUCCUCUUUGGAGAGCAGUGGCCUGAACAAGUGAGCCAUUUAAAAAGAAAUUAGAGCAAAAGGAAAAGAUGAGGAGAGCUCAGGCCUGCUGGUGAAGAAGGUGUGAGGGACUGAUGGCCCACCCAGGGUUGGAUCUCAUGCAUUGAACCCGAUGUUGCCCUUGAACUGGACUGAGUGGGUUCAGAAAAUGGAGGGAUGGAGGACACAAAACAUAUCAUAAGAAAUAAGAGUGGAACUGGAAUGAGAGUACAAUUGCUGCGGGCCUGGAUGAGGGAGUGUGACCUCAGCUUGAAGGUGGGCUUCUCCUGGACACCUGGACAAGGAGCAGAGUGUGAACAGAUCUCUGUGGACAAGAAGACUCUGCUCUGCCUUGUGGUUCACGCAAAUUCAUGACAUUUAAUAGCCAUUGAAGGUUAUGCCUGCGGUGGGUUGGCGCCCUGCCCCGGAUUGGUUCCUGCCUUGCGCC